UUGUCAUGACCUGUGUAUGGUUAUUCUUAUUAAACAAUUCCUUUAUUAUGUCUACAAAAGUUAUUAUAGUAUAGUGCACAAAUAAAUACAAAAAAAUGGGCACAGCCGGCCAAUCUGUAACAUUAGCCAACAGUAUAAUAGGUGUAGGCAUUUUGGCUAUGCCCUUCUGUUUUCAGCAAUGUGGAGUUUUGUUAGCAACUUUGAUAUUGCUGUCUAUGGGUUUAGUUUCAAGAUUAUGCUGUUACUUUCUAUUAAAAUCAGCACUUCUAGCAAGAAGAAGAAAUUUUGAAUUUUUAGCCUUUCAUGUAUUUGGAUCAGCUGGCAAGUUGGCAGUGGAGGUCGGGAUCAUUGGCUUUUUAAUGGGCACUUGUAUAGCCUACUUUGUAGUGGUUGGUGAUCUUGGGCCACAAAUUAUCUCCAAACUUUUUAAUAUAAAUCAAAGUGAUAUACUAAGGACAUCAAUAAUGGUCUUAGUAUCAUUGUUGUGUGUUUUACCAUUGGGAUUGUUGAGAAAUGUGGAUAGUUUGAGCAACGUCAGUGCGGCCACCAUUGGAUUUUAUUUCUGUCUUGUUUUAAAGGUGAUCGCAGAGGCUGCAUCUCAACUGCUAACUGGUGAAUGGCACAUUCAUGUCGAGAUGUGGAAGCCAUCUGGAGUGUUGCAAUGUGUGCCGAUAUUCUCUAUGGCACUCUUCUGUCAAACGCAACUAUUUGAAAUAUUCGAGUCCAUGCCCACAUUGUCAUUGGAGAAAAUGAACGUGGUUACAAAGAAUGCUAUCAAUAUUUGUACAGGUGUAUAUUUCACACUUGGUGUAUUUGGAUACAUCGCAUUCAACUCACAAGAGAUAUCUGGAAAUAUUCUCAUGAGCCUGAGCCCUACUCUGGCGAGUGAUGUGAUCAAACUCGGCUUCGUAAUGUCGGUUGCAUUCAGUUUCCCGCUUAUAAUAUUCCCCUGUAGAGCUAGCCUUUACUCACUGCUAUAUAAAAAGGUUCACAGUUCUCAUCACGACCACAUGAUCAACAAUUCAAUCCCAGAAAGUUCCUUCCGGUGUAUCACUGUUGCCAUCAUUGCAGUGACGUUAUUCAUCAGUCUGCUUAUACCGAACAUCGAACUGGUACUCGGUUUGGUUGGCUCCACUAUAGGUGUUCUCGUAUGCCUGGUGUUUCCAGCUGCCUGUUUUGUUAAUGUUACAUUUAAGAAUACUAAUGAGAGGAUAUUAGCAAAGGGCGUCAUAGUCUUGGGCCUUAUAAUUUUAGUACUUGGUACAUUUGCCAAUUUACAAGCUGCCGAAAACCGCGUGGACAAGUAUGACGAUAAAUAUAUCACACAGGAAAAAAUUGAUAAGAUUGUUGAGGAUUUCUUUCAAAAAAUGGAUAAAUUUGAUGAUGUAAUAGACAAACCCAUAGAUAAGAAUGAACCCAAAGACGUAAUUAAAUCGCACGAAGAUGACAUUAAAGAUUCAGUAGUACAACCACCUAAUCCAUUGCCCCCUGAAGCGCAGUCCAAUGAAAAAAUAAAAAAUAAUGGUGUCGUAAAAGACGUGAAUAAGUUCAGUGAAGUUUUGCCAGAAACUAAAAAUGUUGUAGAUAAGGUUUCGGAAUCACAUCCAAAAAAUCUAAAUAAAUUGAAUGGUGCAAAAAUAUCUAAUGGCGAAAAUAAUAUAGAAACAAACAUUAACAAUAACAUUUUAGCAAAGGAAAAUUCAAAGGAGGAUAAAUCCAAAUUAGUUUCUAAUGAAGAAAAAAUAAAUAUGAUUAAACAGCAACAACUGAUAGAUACCAUCAAACAGCAUGGAAAAGAGCAAAAAGAAUUACUUAAAGAACAAAAAGAAAUUCUCGAUGACAUUAUAAAGACAAAGAAAGAAUUACAACAGAACAAAAAUGAAGUAGAUAGUGCUGAAGCAAAGAAGAUAGCUGUUGAAAGUAUAAAGAAGAUUGCCGAUAUGGCAAUUCAAAGUUUAGGCGGAGUGUCUGAUAAACCUGCCCAGCAAGCUAAAAAACCAGACCAUAUAGAAAAAUUAGCUGAUGAAGCAGCGAAGGAAUUAGCUCAAAAAGCUGCAGAAACAAUAGAAACUAUAAAAGACACUGAAAAAAAAUUAGAACAAUCAGGUUCUAACUUAAAUAUACCAAGUGUAGGUUCAAAUGCGAUUUCACCCAUAAAUGUUAACAUGCCUGGCGAUACUCAAAAUAAUAUUAAUCAAAAUGCAGAAUCAAUUAUUCAGAGUCUACAAGAGGUUCAAAAUGGCAAUAACAUUCAAUCUAAUAAUCCACCAGUCGCUAAUUCCAUUCCAAAUGUCCAAGGAGCCAUUCAAAAUAAUGCCGCGGCUCCAAUAAUGUCAGUAAUUAAUCCUAAUCAAGGUCAACUUGUACAAAGUGGUCCACCGAUAAUUAACAUGCAACCUGCAAAUAUGCAACCAAAAGUUGAACAACAAGUUGUACAUCAGGUACCUAACAUAAAUACAAAUGUAGCACAGUUAGUUUCGAAUAAUAAUUUACCAUCAAAUACACAAGUGAUAAAUAAUCUCAAGCAAGUCAAUCCAGGUCCGAUUACAGAGGUUAAAAAUGAUGAGGAACAAAACUCAGUUAAAGAACAUUUACACUCUCCGGAUGAACCACAGUCAUAUCAAAGAGGCGAAGAGGCACAAAAACGGGAAUUCGUUGGUAUUAAUAAUGCUAAUGAAAAAGUUCCAUUGCCUAUACAAGAGAAUCCUCAAUCUAAUGUAAUUAAAAAUGCACCAUUACCCGUGAUUGCACAAGAUAAUUCUCCACACAAUAUAAUUGAAAAUGUACAGAUCCCUCAUAACAUAGAACAACAGGUUGCUAAUACAAAUCUCAAGGCUCCAAUUCAACCUGCCAAUUUGAUUAAUAAUUUAAAUAAAGAAAAUAGCGUUUUAAAUAAUAAUGUACAGUCUAAUAAUGAGCCUGCGCUCCUUAGACAGAAGAGAGAAGUAGUGGAUUGCACAGAAAAAUCAUCAUUGAAACCUGAUGAUAAGGAAAUUUGCGAGAACCUUGUAGAUAUACCACAACUAAAAAAUUCUGAAACUUAUGUUCUUCCGAAAGUUGAUUUUAAUGACUUGGGAUUGCCUAAAAAUUUACCGCUAGAUACAAAUUUAAUCCAUCACAUCGGGCGGUCACUGAAAAAUUACGAUGCAAAAGACAAAAAAAGAUAGGAAACAUAGAAAUCUGGCUGGUAGACUUUCAAUUGAACAGCAAGGUUUGGAUAACAAUGCUUUUGUUGCUAAUAUGAAAGGAAGUGCAUUUAUCUACUUAUAUUAUGAUAGAACAUAUACGAACAUAAAACUUGUAACAGGGAUAACACUUGUUGAAAUUAAACUGUGGAAGUAACUAUUUUAUAGGAACUUACUGGCACUAAGUAUUUUGUGAUUUGUGUCAAAACUAGGACAAUAUCACACAUUGUUAGUAUUUUCGUUAUAAUGUAACAUUGUGAUCUCAUGUGCUUUGUUAAUGUUUAGAUAAUUUAUGUAAAAAUGGUAAUGUAACUAUAUAACGUAUAUAAUCGUGAAAUUAUGAUGUUGUAAAACAUUAAGAUGUAAAAAAGAGUGAUUUACUUUGACUGACUAAAUUGUAUUAUAAUAAAAGUAUUUUCAUUACCAAGA
Messenger RNA from Achroia grisella, 3614 nucleotides. Its product is annotated as putative sodium-coupled neutral amino acid transporter 10. Gene Ontology annotation, biological process: amino acid transmembrane transport. Gene Ontology annotation, molecular function: amino acid transmembrane transporter activity. The record is from RefSeq and is a predicted model, not a curated record. The coding region runs from base 96 to 3167 and encodes 1023 amino acids. NCBI's taxonomy places the organism in Eukaryota, Metazoa, Arthropoda, Insecta, Lepidoptera, Pyralidae. The transcript is spliced from 10 exons.